Messenger RNA from Protopterus annectens (West African lungfish), 3015 nucleotides. It is a transcript of the gene PLAAT1, whose product is annotated as phospholipase A and acyltransferase 1. The record is from RefSeq and is a predicted model, not a curated record. Gene Ontology annotation, biological process: N-acylphosphatidylethanolamine metabolic process. The coding region runs from base 755 to 1264 and encodes 169 amino acids. Gene Ontology annotation, cellular component: cytoplasm. The transcript has 6 exons. Gene Ontology annotation, molecular function: glycerophospholipid phospholipase A1 activity; A2-type glycerophospholipase activity. Lineage: Eukaryota; Metazoa; Chordata; Ceratodontiformes; Protopteridae.
GCCACUUGAGCAAUAACCACGGAUAGUUAAUACUCACAGAAGGUGUAAUUUGCUUAUCUGUGUCUAGUGUCUGUCUAGUCAGUGGUGGGCAAAGCGCACAGUCAAUGGGUACAUUCAACAGUACCCACAUAUAUCGAGCAAGCAAGUUUUAACUCAUUUUGUACACACGGAUAACAUUUUUCAUUGCGUUUCUUAUCAUGCUAUAUCUUGAUGUUAAACGAAAAUUUCUAAGACCUUUCUUUUAACUGUUCUCUGAAAGAAGAAGGGGGAAGAACAGCUGACCAGAGACGGUUUCUACUCUGCUUUGAUGGCUCAUGGACUUAGUAUUAGGACAGAUGUGAAAUAACUGUAGAAACUGACAGGAUUGACUCCAAAGGAAAUAAAUACAAAUGACGUUAACUAAAUCUACUGAAUGUACAACGUAGUAAGAAACGAUACAACAUUGUCUUCACAUCAUCUUCUACCGUCGGAUCGUAUUUAAAAUCGAGGCACAGCAAUUCUCACUAAGCUGCAACUGACUAGGAAAGGCAGUCCGCAAAAAGAAGUGCACCCUUCUUAACAAGCUAUCUCACAUCCGGCUUCAAAUGUAUCAUAAGGGCAACUUUAGUGUGCAGCUGGAUAGACCGUUGAUAAUUACUACAUCCUAGGACGGGCUGAAGCUGUCUCACAUCCGGCUUCAAAUGUAUCAAAAGGGCAACUUUAGUGUGCAGCUGGAUAGACCGUUGAUAAUUACUACAUCCUAGGACGGGCUGAAAUGGAGUCAAAUGACAGAUUUGACUUGGAACACCCUGGAGAACCUCAGCCUGGGGACCUGAUUGAAAUCUUUCGACCAGGUUAUCAACACUGGGCUCUUUACUUGGGCGAUGGUUAUAUUAUCAAUGUAGCCCCAGUUGAUGAGGGAACACCUGCAGCUUCAUUUUCCAGUGCAAAGUCAGUAUUCAGCAGGAAGGCACUGGUGAAAAUGCAACUUCUGAAAGAUGUAGUUGGAACUGACAGUUACAGGAUAAACAACAAAUAUGAUGACAAGUAUAGCCCACUUGCUGUUGAAGAAAUUAUCCGCCGAGCAGAAUUUCUGAUUGGACAGGAAGUAUCAUAUGAUCUACUGGGAAACAACUGUGAACAUUUUGUCACCUUGCUUAGGUACGGAGAGGCUGAAUCAGAUCAGGCAAGCCGAGCAAUUGGUGCUAUUGGGUUUGUAACAGCUGCUGCAGGUGCUCUCUCCUUCUUGGGUCUCUUUCAGCAUAGAUCUAGUCAACGACCUUGAAAAGGCUGAAACUUGCCUGUGUAUACUACAUCAGAAGAUUUCGAGGAUCAUUGAUAAACUCUCUCUGAUUCAAUAUAAUCACAUAAUUUCCCAGCCAGAAAGAAAACUGAGAGGGGGAAAUAAUACAUAUGCAACUUGAUGUUUUACAAGGUUCACACUGGGAAACUGACGUUUAACAUCUAAUAGUAUGUUGUUUCAUCUGUCCUAGGCAGCUGACCAUUUUUUGAGUGAGCUUGCAUGUUUAAGUUGCUAGAUGACCAGCAGCUGCUAUGACCAUAAAUUAAAGUAACUUGUGUAGAACCUGUUAAGGUUCUCUUCUGAGGUGCUAAGCAUAAAUCAGGAUUUUCGUAUCAGAAAAUACAGUUAAUGGUUAUUAUGUACUGUACUUACCUUCUCUGCUAUUUUCCAGUAGAAGUCAAAAAUAGCACUAUUUAAUGACCAGAUAUGGUUAUAUAGCCUUUUAUGGAUAUGGUUUCACUUAGUAAGUGUCUUGUCAGUAUAUAUAUUUUUUUUUUUAGAAAUAGCCUUUGGUAUUGUGUAAGCGAUACUUUCUUUUAUUGUUUUAAAGCAUUCAUUGAGUUAUUGUAAGCUUUUUGAACAGCAUUAGUUUCUGAUUCUGAUCAUAUACGUCAGCUUCAAUGUGAUGAAUGAUUAGGAUUGCCACCUUUGGAAAAGGUAAAAACUAAACAAAAGCCACACCUCUUGCUUCAUCCCAUGUCCUGUGUACUCCACUGCUUCACCACACCUACAUUAUGAUGUAAAUUGGCAAGUUUGCUUAUAACUUCCCAAAGUAACAUCACACUAAAGCAAUGCAUGAAAAAAAGCAGUUGAGUGGAUGUGCUGACUUUAUAAUCUUUACAAACUCCACAGCAAACAGAAUACCAGAGUUUGUAAAUUAAUUUCUAAAUUAUUUGAUCAGCAUUCAGUUUUCAGGAUACUUCAGAAAAAUACUGAGUAGGUGGCAACUGGAAACCUGUGAAUAAUGGUAAAUAAAUUUACUAGCUGUUCUGUAUGCUUUUAUUUAAUGUGCAUUGCCUGUUUGUAUAAGACCCUAUCUGAAGGUGUGAUAUGGCAAACUGAUAAGUGGUUUAACAGUGUCACCAGUUUGCUUGAUAAAGCAGUAAAUAUAAUUUCAAGUAAGGCAGAGUUGGUACCCAUCCAGACCCUGGCAGUGUAUUAAUAGUAUCCAGUUUAGUGAAUUAGUUUUGUGCAUUUAGUAUAGCCACUGCCAUGGCACAGAGGGAUAAAACCCUGACUGUGACCCUGGUGACCAGGUUCAAUUAGCAGCUCAGGUGUUUGGGGUGCUCUUCGGAAAGGAUGGAUGUACCCAUCCUGGUGUGGGGGCCAUACAUUUGAGUGCACAUACGGGUCAAUCCCUAAUGGAGGCUGGGGCUGUACAGGGAAGAUACUGUCCUAGAGUGGAAUAGGUGGGAGUCAUUUGCUGAAUCUCCACAGAGGUGGGCCGAUACACCAGCAUGGUCCUGUUACACUUCCACCCGCAGACAUACAACAGUAACACCCAGGGGGAUGGAGGAUAGGUUGAGGAAUUAAGGCAUAAUGCAGAAAAUACUCCUCAUGAAGCAGUACAACACUACACUUUAAGCCUCUGCUUUCCUCACUGGUCCUGAAUAUGGGUAGGGAGCAAACCCAAAUGAGAGAGGAAUGCCUGGUAGACCCAGUGAUCAAAGCAUACCUCUCAACUGUCUAGAUUUUCACAGAAUGUCCAUAUAUUUGACUCAUAUUUUUGAUCU